GAGAAAAAUUCAGAUCAGAAAUCAUGCCAUGGGCAUGGUAUUCCUGUUGUGACAAUGAUGUAUGACUCUCAUUACUAAACAUUCGUACUUUUCCCGGACCAUUGAUUAUUUUAGGAGACCCAGUGAGUUACCCGGUAUCCCUGCAUGACUAUUGACCUUUGACCUGUGGAGAACAGAAGGAACCAUGAUGCAGCAGCAGAGACAACAAGAGCACCAAGAACAUCAUCAGACAGAGAAACAACCGUUCUUCAAACCAAGUAGCAGUAGCCAGAGUCAGAGCAGACAAGAUAGUUUCUUCAUAAACAUUGAACGGGAUCAGCAGACAUCGACAUCAUCUGCAGCUUCUCUCUUCACUGAAAAUGGAACUGCUCAAUCAUUGGCUGGUUCUGAAGGGUCAAUGCACUUUUCAAAGCCUCUACAAGUUUCUGAUCAGUUUCUACAAAACACCUCAGAAAUGACCAAGGAGUUCCACACAUCUAUCGCCCAGCAUGAGAAUGAAACCAUUGAGAUACAGAAUCAAGACAAGAUGAAUGCUUUACAUUCUCGUCUCCAUCAAGAGGCUGAUAAAAUACGACGUUGGAAAGUUCAGAUGGAGAUCGAUGUGAGGCAGAAAGAGAGAGGUUUGAGUGAUGCUCAGCAAACUAUUGAAUCACAAAGGAAAUCACUUCUUGAACUUCAGCUCCAAAAUGAGAAUCUAAGUGUGCGGCUACAGGAGGAGAUUGAAAAUAGAAUAGAUAUCUCCCAGAAGAUUGUAUCAACGAGGGAGAUGUGUAAUUUGGUGAAAGACUACGCAGGAAAGUUAGAAAGCAAGCUGGUUGAGAGUGAACAUGUCAGAGAGGAGAUACAAGAUCAUGGACAAAAACAGCUUGAAGAUAUGAAGGUUCUCGAAAUGAAGUUUCAAGACCUAAGCCUUGCCCAGUGCAACCAAGUCAAUGAGCUGAAAUCAGAAUUGCAAAAAGAGAAGAUAAAACUAACUGAAGCUGAGAAGACAAUGGGUGACAAGAUAGCUGGAGUUGAGAAAGAGUGUGAAGCUUUGCAAUGUAUCUGUGAUAAGAAAGACCAAACUAUCUCUGAUCUCCAAGCUGACAUCAAGAAGAUGUCAAGACAGAUAGCCGUUCUUCAUCAGGAGAAAGAAUGCCUUCAGGAAUCUUUAAACCAAGCAAAUGAAGAAGUUGUUGCCAACCAGCAGCUCUUAGCAAAGAUCAAAUCAGAGCUCAAAGAAACGACCAGCUAUAAGAACAAACUCCAAUCACAACAGGUUGAACUUGAAAAGGAACUUCGUGUCCUGAUGCAAGAUGCUGAUAUAUCCAAGAAACAGAUUGACAAAGAUCAGAAGAUUGUCAAAGAUCUAGAAGAUGAUAUCAAACUGAAAGAGAAUGCUUUAGAGGAACUGGACAAAAAACUGAAUGGGUUGAAGGAAGAAAAAAAGCAACUUGAAAUAAACAUUGAGGAACAGAGCAAGAUGCUGUGUAAAAAAGAGGGAGAUAUGACAUCCUUGAAGGUAGAAUUAAAGGAAGUAUUGGAGCGAGAGAAGAUGUCCUAUGAUAAACUAGAAAGCAUGCGGAAAGAUCUACAGCUUGAAAGCUCUGAGAAUGCUAAACUAGUUGAAGUCAUUGAAUACACAAGGAAAGACAAGCAGACCUUGGAAGAAGAACUGGACCAAUAUAAGCAAGAGAUUGUAGAUCUUCAUGCAAAAAUCAAGAUACUUGAAAAUGAUAUUGAAUUAGAGAAGACCAAAUUACAGACCGUGAUUGAUGCCAAGACUACUUUAGAGAAAGCUAAUGAUGAUCUUAAGAUCCAGAAUGAGAAACAAACUGAUGACUUCAACCAUCUUUUAGAGGAGGAAAAGAAACAGAACCAAGAGCUGACUGAAGAACUGGAUCAACUUAAGAAGGAAAAAUGUAACCUGGAAGAUAAAAAUAAAUCCCUUCAUGGACAGACUGGAGGCAAGACUAAGCAAAUCAAAGACUUGCAGCAAGAGAUCAAAACUCUGAAAGGGAAGUUAACUACGGCAACCAAACAGAAAACAUUGUUUGAAGAAGAGGUGAGUGACUUGGAGAAGGAUUUGAAAGCAGCACAAGCCGAUAUAGAAACCAUGAAGAAAGAUAGGAAUGAACUUUGUGAACUGAAGGAAAUAGCUGAGAAGAAAGAAAAGCUGACAACGGCUGCACAGGAAGAGCAGAGACAAGUCUUUGAAGAAGCUAUGAAUACUUACAAGGUGAACUAUGACAAGAUUGUUGAGGAUAAGUGUGCCAUCAUUGAUGAACUCAAGAAGGAAGUGUCUAAUCAAACUACCGCCAAGAAAGAUGAGGAGAACAAGAGAAAGACACUAGAAGAUGAGAUCGGUGAUUUGAAGAAGAAGAUGGAAGAUGUUGAAUCUUCUAAAAAGACUCUGGAGGAUGAUGUUGAUAAAAAGGAAGAGAAAAUAACAUCAUUAGAAAACCAACUCAAGGAAAAGGAUGAGGAAAUCAACAAACUCAUCGCUGACACCAAGAAGGUGGAAGAGAAAUUGAUUGAAGCUGAGAAAGCAGCUAAAACAGCAGCUGAGAAGAAGCACCAAAGUCCAACACAAAAGACUCAAGAAAAGCACCAAAGUCCAACACCAAAAACUCAAAAGAAUGUGUCAAAGGUUGCUCCCAGGACUCCAGUUACUCCAACUGUCAACACCAAGAUGCAAGAUCAUCCCAAGACACCAAGAACACCGAUCAAUAGAUGCAAACCUUCUGACAACAUUGGUUCUAAGAACAUCAGAACUCCUUUAACCGUCAAAGUGAUGACACCACGAACCACCCCCCAGCGUAGCAUUCUGAAGCAACAUAACUCGGCCCGUUUGAAACGUAAUGUAGCCUUUGCUGAUGAUGAUGAGAUGGAAGAUGAUGGGGCCAGUUCUGAUUCAUCUACGUCACAACUGAUGGAGUUUGAGUUGGAGGAAGUUGAACACAGACUGAAGCACAAUAACACAGAUCGCCGUGUUCCGAGCAGGGCUGUCACGCCGAUGCGUAUCAAACCAUCUCCUCAGAUCAGUCAGAAACCAACCCCCAAAGGGACCUCUACAGAGAUCAUUAACAACAUCAAAUAUUAAGCUCAUGGAAGAAAGCACAGCACAGAAAGAGCAACAGCUCUAUGAUGAAUUAUAUCCUGAUGAAGAAACUGAUAAGAUGGA
Messenger RNA from Lytechinus variegatus (green sea urchin), 3163 nucleotides. It is a transcript of the gene sycp1, whose product is annotated as synaptonemal complex protein 1-like. The record is from RefSeq and is a predicted model, not a curated record. Gene Ontology annotation, cellular component: synaptonemal complex. The coding region runs from base 185 to 3082 and encodes 965 amino acids. The transcript has 24 exons. Gene Ontology annotation, biological process: synaptonemal complex assembly. NCBI's taxonomy places the organism in Eukaryota, Metazoa, Echinodermata, Echinoidea, Temnopleuroida, Toxopneustidae.